Messenger RNA from Trypanosoma conorhini, 999 nucleotides. Its product is annotated as methyltransferase type 12. Gene Ontology annotation, biological process: piRNA processing; RNA methylation; siRNA processing. Gene Ontology annotation, molecular function: RNA methyltransferase activity; O-methyltransferase activity. Gene Ontology annotation, cellular component: nucleus; cytoplasm. NCBI's taxonomy places the organism in Eukaryota, Euglenozoa, Kinetoplastea, Trypanosomatida, Trypanosomatidae. Bases 1 to 999 code for a protein of 332 amino acids. The transcript has a single exon. The record is from RefSeq and is a predicted model, not a curated record.
AUGACAUCCCAGCGAGGCAAAGCGGAGGGCGCCGCGGCGGCGGCGGCGGCGGCGGCGGCCUCGGGCCCACCGUUCAGCCCGCCUCUCUACCUGCAGCGGGCUCAAAAAAUUCUCCAGAUACUGCAAGCGAACAAAUGUCGAUCCUUCAUUGACGCCGGUUGCUCCCGCGGGGAUCUCCUGCGACUAAUUUUGCCGUGUCGUCUCUGCGAGCACUCCUUCACCCGCGUGAUGGCAGUUGACUUGGACGAGGAUUCAAUUCGCGAGGCCAGUGUUGUGGCGCCGCCCCCUGUCUUGUUGUCCCCGCUUGCGUAUCUGCAUCCUAUGCGUAUUGACUUUGUUCGAGGCGACCUCACGAGGCCACCACGCCUGCCCGCCUGCAGCGACCGAUCUGAUGAAGCGGAGGCGAACGUGGGCGGGUCAGCCGUUGUUUCUUCGCUCUCGCAGUUGCCGCAGUUUGAUGCGGUUAUUUCGGUGGAGGUGUUGGAGCACAUGGCCCCGCAAGAUGUCCCUGCCUACACCGAAGUCCUCUUCGCCCAUCUGGCAGCCAGGUCCGGCGCACGUAUUGUGGUCAUCACGACACCCAAUCGUGAUCGAAAUCUGCAUGCCGCCUUUGAGACCCCCAAUGGCGACGUCUGCGUCGACGCGUCUCCUCAAUUCGAGCGGAUCGCAACCGAACUUCCUUACCCCGUUCGCCACGUGGGCCACAAGUUUGAGAUGACAGCCGCGCAGUUUAAAUGCUACUGCGACUAUGUGGUGGAGGCCUAUUGUCCUUUGUGGGCUUCAUACACCUUUUUUGGCGUUGGUGACAAUUACACGCAAGGGGCAAUUUUUUACGCCGCUUCGUCGUCAAGUGGUCCUUUUUUCGUGGACGAUGUAAGAGCAACAUGCACAACAUUUGCGGCACUGAAGAAGAAGAAAAUGUCUGGAAAGCGAGAAGCUGGGGUGCUGCGAUCAUCGGCUUUAGGCUCGCGUGCUAAUGUGGCCUUCACUGCUGCCUGA